Molecule: messenger RNA, 2073 nt
Organism: Babesia bigemina
Lineage: Eukaryota; Apicomplexa; Aconoidasida; Piroplasmida; Babesiidae
Product: long-chain acyl-CoA synthetase, putative
Exons: 4
Coding region: 1-2073 (690 amino acids)
Cellular component (GO): membrane; endoplasmic reticulum
Molecular function (GO): long-chain fatty acid-CoA ligase activity
Source: RefSeq, a predicted model, not a curated record
AUGACGUCGGAUCGCUACCUCGGUAUGGUGGACUUCGUGUCCUUCGAGGCCGGACUUACGAAGCCGUUGCAGAAUCUGCAGUAUGCUCGCGUGUUGGAACAAAGUUCACAGCCAGACGAAAGCGACGUUUACUGCGGUAUUCCGAGGGGUGGUCUCAGCAGCACUGGCGCUCCCUUCCCUGAGCGUUUUCAGACCAGCUUCGAUGUGCUUCGCGAGGCUGCCGAAGAGCAUCCCGAUUACGACCACCUCGGUGCCCGUGAGAAGAUUGUCAAUGAGAAAGGCGAGGUCACCUUCGGUGAGUACAAGUGGACGUCCCUGAGCUACAGCGUUACGACGGCGAUGGUCAUCGGUACCGCUCUGCUGAAUGAGACGGGGCUCAUUGUCGACACUACGGUGAACGACAAGUUUUUGAAGAGGGCCAAGUUCCUCGGCAUUUGGGCCACCAACUGCCCCUACUGGCUGUUGACUGACUACGCGUGCAUUGCAUAUGGUUUGGUUAGUGUUCCCCUGUACGAGACGUUGGGUGACGAAGCGCUUCUGAAAAUUUUUGAGGAGACGGCCUUGGAAACAAUUUGCAUAGACCCGCCCAAAUUGGUGACUAUACAGCGGCUCAGAGACAAGUUGCCGAGUUUGAAGAAGGUUAUUCUCUUCGAAAAAUUGAGUCCCGAGGAGGAGCGCCUCGUGAAAUCCCUCCGCCUUAAAGCGUACCUGAUGGACGAUCUCAUCGAGAAAUACCGGGAAGUCCCAAUGGCCCCGCCGAAGCGCAAGAGCACCCAUGUGGCUACCAUCAUUUACACAUCCGGGACUAGUGGCAUUCCCAAAGGAGCGAUUCACACAAACCGUUCACUCACCGCUCUGCCGCACCGCAUCUUCACCAGCUGCAACCGCCUGCGCAUCCUCCACGGAUAUACCACGAUCAGCUACCUGCCCCUGUCACACGUUUACGAACGCUUCGUUGAGCACUACACACCGACCAACAGGGGCCGUAUUGGUUACUUCUCGGGCAAUAUCCGCAACGUGCAGGACGACAUGAAGGCGCUGAAGCCCGAUGUGUUUGUGGGCGUGCCGCGUGUGUUCAACAAGAUGCUUGACCGUAUCAAGAGCACCAUCGAUGCUAAGCCGUCGUGGCAGAAGAGGUUGAUAAACUGGGUGGUGGGCAAGAAGAAGGAAAAGAUGGUCAAGCAGCCUGAGAAGCCAGGUCAAUUCAUUUACGACAUAGUGAUCAACAAGAUCAGGGAGGAGUUCGGAGGCAAACUACACAUCAUGGUACUCGGUUCGGCUGCCAUGUGCGAGGAGGACAUCAAGGAGCUGCAGGGCUACCUGGCCUGCCCCAUCUCCGAGGGCUGGGGCACUACUGAGGUGGGCGUUUGUUUCGUCCAGGACUUCCGCGACCCAACCAAGGGGACCAUCGGAGGGCCAAUUGGUGACGUGAUGUUUAAGCUAAAGUCCAUCCCGAGCAUGGAAUACAAUGCUCGCGCCGACCCGCCUCGUGGCGAGCUGUUGGUAAAGGGCAGCGGUUUUAUGUUGGGCUACCUGAAGAGACCCGAGGAAACUGCCGAGGCGUUGGAUGAAGACGGCUGGUACCACACCGGUGACGUGGUGGAGUUGCUGCCCACCAAGGGUCUUAAGAUCCUGGACCGUGCACGCAACUUCUUCAAGCUUAGCCAAGGUGAAUACAUCACGCCCGAGAGACUGGAGGGCCUGUACUCUACUGCCCCGUUGGUGGAGCAGGUCUUCAUCUAUGGUGAGUCCAUUCGUGACCACAUCGUGGGUAUAGUUGUGGUCAAUGUUGACGCCGUGAGGACGUGGGCUAAAAACAACGGCAAGCCCGAAGAAGUCAUGACGUCGCUCCUCAAAGACAAAGCUCUCAUUGAGGACAUUCGCCAGUCUUUCGCUAAAAUUGCAGAAAACCAAAAGCUUAACGGCCUCGAGAAAUUAACCAAGUUCAUGCUUACCGACCAGCCCUUCACCGUAGAGAACGAGAUGUUGACCCCUACAUUCAAGACUGUCCGCAAGAAGGUACGAAGCGCAUAUGAAAAGGAAAUUAACGCUCUGUACGGCGAUAACGCGUAA